AUGCAACCCAUCCUGCGGCAGCAGCGCCCUUUGCUGCGCCCUGAGCCCGAGCCUCUGGGGGCCCCCUCUAGAGCCCCUCUAAGGGCCCCCACGGGGGGCCCCAUGAGAGGCCCCGCGGGCCUGGGGGCCCCCACCGGGGUGGGGGCCCCCGCAGCACUGGGGGCCCCCACAGAUGGGGGGCCCCCUAGGGGGGCCCCUUCAAGGGCAUCAAUAAGAAGUCGUUUCUCUCUUUGCUGCGGCGGAGGAAGAGAGCCAACGCCGGAGGCAGCAAGUGCUGCUGCUGCUGCUGCUGCUGCGCCUAUGCCCGGCAUUCGUAAGCUUUACUGUGUCCCAUACAGCAGGCAAGACCCUGCUGCAGCAGCAGCGGCUGCUGCAGCAGCAGCUGCUGCUGCUGCUGCAAAAGAGGGAGGAGCCCUCCAUGCUGCUAAGAUUGACGCGACUCUUUCAAAAGCCUUAUUUAGGGCGGAGCAGCUGGACAGACACCAGAAAAAGUGGGGCCUGCAGCUGCUGCUGUGGCUGCCACAUCUGCUGUUGCUGCUGCUGCUGCUGCUGCUGCUGUUGUUGCUGUUAGAGUCGGAGCUGCAAGCAGCAAGAGCUGAAGCUGCGUGUCUGAAGGAAGCAGCAGCAGGGAGCCGCAGCAAGCAGCAGCAGCUGCAGCAGCAGCUGGAGUUUAAGGCAGCAGAGCAGGCAGAAGUCCUCUCCAUUCUGCAGGCUGCGUGGCAGCAGGCAGAGGCAGCAGCAGCAGCAGCAUCUCGGGAGCUUUCGAGCAGCAAGUGCAGCAGCAGCAACGGAAGCAGCAACAUCAAGAGCAGCAGCAGGAACAGCAGCAGUGCCAGGAGCAACGACAGCAGAAGCGCCACCGCAGCGCCUGCACCAGAUGCACACAACAACAGCAACACCGCCAGCAGCAGCAGCAGCAGCAGCAGCAGCAGCAGCAGCAGCAGCAGCAGCAGCAGCGAGAACGUGCAGCAGCACGCGCUGCGCGUGGCGCGUGGGGUGUCUGUACUGCAGAGCCUUCUUGGCGAGCUGCGGCGGCGGCUGCUUGAGGCUGAGGCUGCCUGCGAGCAGCAGCAGCAGCAGCAGCAGCGGCUGCAGCAGCAGGUGCAGCAGCAGCAGCAGCAGCUGGAGGAGAAAGACAAGGAGCUGCUGCAGGAAAGAGACACCUCCGCACGGCUGCGCAGGCAGUGCAGCGCAGCAGCAGCAAAAACGAAGCAGCUAGCUGCUGCUUCUAAGGAGUAUCACAGAGCAGCACUAGAUCUUGGAUUGAAGACUAGCACUCCGCAGAAGCUGUGGGGCGCAGCAGCAGCAACAAAGGCAGCAGCAGCAACAGCCGCUGCUGCUGCUGCUGCGGCUGCUGCUGCUGCAGCCGCGGGCACGGCAAAGCCGGCUGCCAACACGCCAGAUACUGCUGCUGCUGCUGCUGCUGCUGCUGCUGAGCUCAACGCCCCUAUUCACCUGCCGCUGCUGCUAAGCAGCAGCAGCGUCACACAAGCAGCAGCAGCAGCAAUAGCUUCGGAGGCCACGAGGCUUUUCAGUGCCGCACAGCAGCGACAGCAGCAGCAGCAGCAACAGCAACAGCAACAGCAACAGCAACAGCAACAGCAACAGCAGCAGCAGCAGCAGCAGCAGCCAGUAGGCUGCCAGGGUCCAUCAGUGCUGGCGCCUGACGCUUUAGACACAUAUCAGCAGCAGCAGCAGCCACAGCAGCAGCCACAGCAGCAGCAGCAGCAGCAGCAGCAGCACGGGUACCCACAUCAGAUGGCAAUGCUGCUAGGACCGCGAGUUGAGGACUCCGCUGAGAAGCAGCAGCAGCAGCAGCAGCAGCAGCACGGCAGUGGUUUGGAGAGCUCACAGAGCUUUGCAACAACUGCAACAGAACCAACAACUGCUGCUGCUGCCUCUGCAGCAGCAGCAGCAGCAGCAGCAGCAGCACAAAAGGCAAACAACCCACUUCAAGAAGCCCAGGAACAGCCAGCAGCUGUGCGCAGAGCGUCGUCUGCAUGCAACACACAACAGCAGCAGCAGCAGCAGCAGCAGCAGCAACACUGCUGCGGGCAAGUGUGCAGCGGAGAGGGGUACAGCAGCAGUUGCUGCUGCAUGUGGGGCGCUGCUGCUUCUCCUCGCAGCUGCUGCUGCGCUGCCGUCCCACGCUGUCCUUGCUGCAGGGAUGCUGCAGCAGCAGCUACAGAGUCUUCGUCAUCAGCAGCAGCUGCAGCUGCAGCAGCAGCCGCUGCUGCUGCUGCUGCUGCUGCUGCUGAUUCUGGAGUGUGCUGCUGCAGCGUCACCUCUGAUGAGACCAGCUCAAGACACAGCAGCCUGCGGACAGACCUGAAGCAGCUGAGGAAACUGCUGCUGCAGGACCCCAACCGUCCUGCUGCUGCUGCUGCUGCUGCUGCUUCUGCUGCUGCUGCUAGUAGCACCAGAAGAGACACAAGGACAGCAUCUGGCUGCUGCACCCGCUGCAGGGGCUCUGGGGAGGGGCUUCGUGCUCAGCAGCACCAGCUGCUGCUCCUGCAGCACGAGCAGCACCAGCUGCUGCAGCAGCAGCAGCAGAAGCUGCUGCAGCAGCAACAGCUGCAACAGACUCCAGCAGCUUGCUGCUUGAGGCCGAGCACAGCUUCCUUGUCCGCUUGCUGCUCGCGCCACCGAAGAAACAGCAGUCCGCUUGCUGCAGCAGCAAAAGCACCCGCUGCUGCUGCUGCUGCUGCUGCUGCUGCUGCUGCUGCUGCAGAACGCAGUGGCAAGCACCUCAGGAAGCAGGUGCUGCUGCUGCCUCGCCUCGAGCCUGCUGCUGCUGCCCAAAGGGUUGGUUCCCAGCAAAGCACAGCAGCAGCAGCAGCAGCAACAGCAGCAGCACCAGCAGCAAAGCCAAUGCUGCACUCAAGGGCCUACAGCGCUGGCCCCCAGCUGCUGUCCUCAGCAUAUCGGUCUCGUGCUGCUGCUGCUGCUGACAGCCUCAGCAGCGCAGCAGCAGCAAGCAGCUCCACCCGCGAAGCAGCAAGACAGCUGCUGCAGCAGCAGCAGCAGCAGCAGAGGCAGCCCGCGCUGCACCACCACAAAAGUGAAAUUCUUGGAAAGAGAAUUUGGAUUGUGAAGGAGCAGCAGCUGCAGCAGCGGGACCCUCCAGCAGCUGCAGCACGCGCAGUAGCAGCAGCAGCAGCAGCACGUGCAGCAGCAGCAGCAGCACGAAGCAGCUCUUCUCAGUUAGUGGUACUGUCUCCCCGGAAGGCUCACGAGCAGCACAGUGGCUCCGCCGUGACAUCCCAGGGAGAAGCAGCAGCAGCAGCACGACCAGCAGCAGCAGCAGCAGCAGCAGCAGCAGCAGCACGGGCUGCUGCAGCGAGAGCGGAGACUGCAGCAGGAAGAUACGCGUCUCCUACUCUCUCUUUUCUAACUCCCCGCAGCAGAGCGGGACGCAGGUGCAGCAGCAGCAGCUUUAGCAACUGCAGCAGCAGCAAUGACGGAGCAGGGCCAGCAGCAGCAGCAGCAGCAGCAAGGCUGCUGCUGCAGCGCAACCGCAAGGGAGAAGCACGUCCUCUAUCUCCUUACAGCAGCGGCAGCCUUGAAGUGUCUCUCUCUCUCGAGUCCCCUUCUGCUGCUGCUGCUGCUGCUGAUGCUGCUGCUGCUGCUGCUGCUGCAGACCCUUCUCUCAGCCCAACUGCAGCAGCUGCUGCUUUAGCUGAGAUGCGGCUGAGAGCUUUAAGGGCGAGAAAGUUGGAAGCAGCAGCAGCAGCUGCUGCUGCUGCUGCUGCUGCUGCGCGGCAGGACCAGCUCUCCUCGUUUGCUGCUAGUCCGGUGUACAGACGCCUCAGCAGCAGCAGCAGCGCUGCAGAGUGGAGAGAGCGAAGUCCUUGGGGCUCAGCAGCAGCAGAGGCAGCAGAAGCAGCAGCAGCAGCAGCAGCAGCUGCUGCUGCUGAUACUGGAUCUCCCAGAGACAGCAGCUGCUGCUACAGCAGAGGAGUCGCGGGGUUCUGUGGCUGCCUCUCAAGGCGCAGCAGCAGCAGCAGCAGCAGCAGCUGUCUCUUUCCUGCAGCGGGAAAGUCAUCUCUUGCUGCUGCUGCUGCUGCUGCCCGCAGCAGCGGCACAGAUUUGCUGCUGCCCACUCCCAGGCUAUCUCCGUAA
Messenger RNA from Eimeria necatrix, 4122 nucleotides. RefSeq lists its product as hypothetical. Bases 1 to 4122 code for a protein of 1373 amino acids. The transcript is spliced from 2 exons. Gene Ontology annotation, molecular function: transcription coregulator activity. Gene Ontology annotation, cellular component: SWI/SNF complex; nucleus. Lineage: Eukaryota; Apicomplexa; Conoidasida; Eucoccidiorida; Eimeriidae. The record is from RefSeq and is a predicted model, not a curated record. Gene Ontology annotation, biological process: regulation of transcription by RNA polymerase II.